AUGGAGGCUUAUGGGUCUGCGCUAGGUCCUCGGCAUAUAUGCUACGGCUGUGUAACUUGGUGUUCUUGUGGGAUUCCUAACAGUGCGAAAACCAGAGGAGAGCAGAGCAGUUUCAAACUGGUCUUGGUGACUAAGGAAGUCCUGGGGCUACCAGAGGAUGAGGAAGAGAAGAAGAAAAUGGAGCAGAGCAAGGCAAAGUUUGAGAAUCUCUGCAAGCUCAUGAAGGACAUGUUGGAUAAGAAGGUUGAAAAGGUUAUAAUCUCCAAUAGGCUUGUUUCUUCACCCUGAUGCAUUGUGACAAGCACCUAUGGCUGGACAGCCAACAUGGAGCAGAUCAUGAAGGCCCAGGCACUGAGCGACAACUCUACAAUGGGCUACAUGAUGGCCAAAAAACAUCAAGAGAUCAAUCCUGGCCACCCCAUUGUGGAGCUCCUGUGGCAGAAGGCUGAGGAGGACAAAAAUGACAAGGCUGUCAAGAACCUGGUGGUGCUGAUGUUCUUGAAUUUUUCCAAUGAUUUUUUUUCCAAUGAUUUUUUUCAUUUCCUCUCUGUAGGCCUUUGA
Acomys russatus (golden spiny mouse) is the source of this 561-nucleotide messenger RNA. Its product is annotated as putative heat shock protein HSP 90-beta-3. The record is from RefSeq and is a predicted model, not a curated record. Gene Ontology annotation, biological process: protein folding; protein stabilization; cellular response to heat. The transcript has 2 exons. Gene Ontology annotation, molecular function: disordered domain specific binding; ATP binding; ATP-dependent protein folding chaperone. Lineage: Eukaryota; Metazoa; Chordata; Mammalia; Rodentia; Muridae. Gene Ontology annotation, cellular component: perinuclear region of cytoplasm; plasma membrane; cytosol.